This is a messenger RNA of Racocetra persica, 949 nucleotides long. The record is from the annotation of a GenBank genome assembly. NCBI's taxonomy places the organism in Eukaryota, Fungi, Glomeromycota, Glomeromycetes, Diversisporales, Gigasporaceae.
CAACGACUUCUACAAAUUCAGGGUAUAAUUAGUGUAAUGAUAGCCAAUAUAACAAUAGACAAUGAUUUGCAAACCAAAAAAGAUGGUAUUCGUCUAGAAAAAAUCAAUCUAACAAGUGAUGAAUGGGAUGCUAUCUCAUUAUUAACUGCAAUUUUAAAGCCUUUUGCUGAAGCAACCGAACUAUUGGGAGGUAGCAAAUAUGCUACAAUCAGUUUUAUGUAUAGUGCGAUUACUGUAAUUGAACAAGGGUUUCUUUUAUUUUCUAAAACCUCAAAUAUGAAUUUUUAUUCUGCUAAUGAUGUUUUUGAGGAUGAUGUUAUUUAUGAUGACGAUAAUAGAGUACAAGAAGAUCACACAUCAAAUAGAAAGCAACGUCGAAUUAAUAUUAAUAACCUACAAAAUUGUACAAAUCUUGAAGAAAAAAUAAAGUCUGCAUUAUAUGAUGCUAUGGUACAUUAUUGGAAUGUACCUAGUAAUGAAGCUAUGUUAGCAACACUUUUGGAUCCUCGGUGCAAGCCUCUUUCUUUUAUGUCAGAAUCUCUAAAAAAUAAAACUAUUGAAUUGCUUAAAACUAAAUAUGAAGAAUCACGGGUUAUAUAUAGAAUAAAAAAAAAUGAUAAUUUACAAAGCCAAUCUAAUUCUUUAAUAACUUCAAUGUUUAAUAAUAGAUACCCACGGCUAGAAGUCUUAGAUUAUCUUGGAGCUCAAGAAAUUCUAUGGGAUCAAUGUCCAUUAACCUGGUGGCGUACUAAUCAAAAAUGGUUUCCUGUGUUAAGUAAAUUAGCUCGAAAAUAUUUGGCUAUCCCAGCAACUUCAACUGCAAGCGAAAGACUUUUUAGUGAUGCUAGAAAUACAAUAACAGAAAAAAGAAUAUCACUCCUACCUACUACUUUUGAGCAUCUAGUGUUUCUAAGAAAUAAUUGGCAGAUUACUGGUGAUAUGUUUCCAA